AUGUCUAACACCAUCGCCACCGAAUCAGCACCCGAGACGCUGCAAGACUUUGCAUCACUCCUCACCUCACUCUCCGUCUCUGGUGGCAAGCCGAUCGCGAAGCCCACGGAAGGACCACCACGCCCAUCAGCCUUCGCCACACCAACGUCCAUCCUGGUGCCAGAGAAGCUGCCAACCUACACAGAAUCCGAGUCGACUCGAGGCACGAAGCGUAAAGCCGAAGUCCCUUGCCAAAAGCCUCAACCAGAUCCGAACAACCCCUUCUUCGACGCGCGCCUCGAUCUCAAGCAUGGCGCUGGCCUGAUCUUCAAAAUUCUCAACGCCGCCCACACCAGCUCAAACCACUGGACCGGCACCAUGGUCGAGUCCCAAUUCCUACAAUUCGCCCAGAAGGCCAAACAGAACCCCUCCCACGCCCUCAACCGCAUCUGCAAAGACAUCAACCACGUCCUCGACCUACUCCGUUUCGGCCGCAAAGGCUGGACCCUUACAGACUUGCCGCAUAACUUCUUCGAGGACGUCGAGCAGCUUCUUCCGGACAUCAUCAUGCACCUGAAUAGACUCAGCGACUAUCGUGGUUGUGGGUGGUUGUUGGACAAGGUGGUCUUGCUGGUGGUGGAGGUCGAGAAGCGGGUGAAGGGGAUUCGGAAGGAGAGGUGUAGGAUUGAGAUGGAGGCGAAGGCGAAGGGUAGGGGGUUUUGGGAGAGGGAUGCGCAGAAGUUGAUUAAGAGCGAGGAUCCGGGGAAGGCGAUGGAGAGGGUCUUUGGGUUUAAGACGGCGAGGAAGGAGGUGGUGGAAGAGCUCGCGAAGGUGGAUGAGGAGAUGGAUGAGGAGAUGGAUGAAGAUUGA
Fulvia fulva is the source of this 849-nucleotide messenger RNA. RefSeq lists its product as uncharacterized. Lineage: Eukaryota; Fungi; Ascomycota; Dothideomycetes; Mycosphaerellales; Mycosphaerellaceae. Bases 1 to 849 code for a protein of 282 amino acids. The transcript has a single exon. The record is from RefSeq and is a predicted model, not a curated record.